Nematolebias whitei (Rio pearlfish) is the source of this 941-nucleotide messenger RNA. RefSeq names its product secreted frizzled-related protein 1a (gene sfrp1a). The coding region runs from base 48 to 941 and encodes 297 amino acids. Gene Ontology annotation, molecular function: Wnt-protein binding. The record is from RefSeq and is a predicted model, not a curated record. Gene Ontology annotation, biological process: negative regulation of canonical Wnt signaling pathway; non-canonical Wnt signaling pathway; canonical Wnt signaling pathway. NCBI's taxonomy places the organism in Eukaryota, Metazoa, Chordata, Actinopteri, Cyprinodontiformes, Rivulidae. The transcript has 3 exons.
AGCUCAGAGGAGCAGCUCAGAGGUUCGGUUCAGUUCAGCAGGACAACAUGAGGUCCGGGUGGUUCUGGGUUCUGCUCGGGCUUCUGUCAGCCUGUAAGGCAGCAGAGUAUGAGUACAGGUGGGAGUCGGAUCUGCACAUGGGGGGACGGAACUACGGGAAGCCCCCCCAGUGCGUGGACAUCCCGGCCGAGCUGCGGCUCUGUUACGGAGUGGGUUACAGCCGCAUGCUGCUGCCGAACCUGCUGGAGCAUGACCGGAUGGAGGAGGUGAAGCAGCAGGCCAGCAGCUGGGUUCCACUGGUGCACAAGAGGUGCCACCCAGGCACGCGCGUUUUCCUGUGCGCGCUCUUCGCCCCGGUGUGUCUGGACCGGACCAUCUACCCGUGCCGGGGGCUCUGCGAGGAGGUUCGGGACGGCUGCCGGCCCAUCAUGGAAAUGUUCGGGUACCCCUGGCCCGACAUGCUCACCUGCGACCAGUUCCCUCAGGAUGACGUAUGCAUGUCCAUGCCCAACGGCACCGAGGCCACGCCUACAGGUUUUUCUCCUGUCUGCCCUCCAUGUGACAACGAAAUGCAAGUGGAUGCCAUAUUGGAGCACAUAUGUGCAAGUGAAUUUGUUUUGAAGGCUAAAAUCAAGGAGGUGACGACAGAACACACGGACCGCAAGGUGAUUCUGCAGAAGAGGAAGAAGAUGAUUAAACAAGGAACCCUGAGGAAAGAGGACUUAGCAAAGCUUGUAUUACACUUGAGGAAUGGUGCAGAUUGCCCCUGCCAGCAGCUUGAUAAUUUGAGAAACCAGUACCUGAUCAUGGGCCGCAAGGUAGACAACCAGUUCCUCCUCACUGGCAUCCAUAAGUGGGACAAGUCCAGCACAGUGUUCAAAAAGACCAUCAAAAAACUAAAGACCUACAAAUGUCCUGGACAUGAAAAAGUUUUCAAAUAG